Messenger RNA from Bactrocera tryoni, 1740 nucleotides. It is a transcript of the gene MICU3, whose product is annotated as calcium uptake protein 3, mitochondrial. The coding region runs from base 44 to 1582 and encodes 512 amino acids. The record is from RefSeq and is a predicted model, not a curated record. Gene Ontology annotation, molecular function: calcium ion binding. Gene Ontology annotation, biological process: calcium import into the mitochondrion; mitochondrial calcium ion homeostasis. Gene Ontology annotation, cellular component: uniplex complex. Lineage: Eukaryota; Metazoa; Arthropoda; Insecta; Diptera; Tephritidae. The transcript is spliced from 10 exons.
CUUCGUUGAUUUUCUUAUUUGUGCUGUUAUCGUUUUUCGGAGUAUGGCUGCAUUUGGUAGAAUUGCGAAUCGAGUGUUAAAUUUAACACCAAAUUUGCGACCAUUACAAAGAAAUCUUCACAAAUUAAACAGUGCCAAAAGUGUGCCAAAGAAUUAUACAAAAUAUUUAGUGCUUGUGGGUGGUGGUCUGACUGCGUUGAUAUGUACAAAUUAUCUCAAAAGCGAACGUUUAGACGCUGCUUUUCGCAUGCGAAAGAGCGAAGAUGAAAAUUUGCUUAAGAAAUUGACGUCACGUGAGCGCCGCUUCAUCAAGUUCGCAUCGGUGGAAUACCGCGGCCAAUUGUAUAUGACACCGCAAGAUUUCCUAGAUUCUGUGGUUGAGCAAGAGCCAAGACCACGCCUGAAACGACGCAUGCUGAGUGACCAAGACUUGCAGACCAUAAAAGACAACACACCGCCCUUGAAGAAAGGCUCAAAAAUGCUAUUUCGCACACUAAGAGACAGAGGCAUUGUUUCGUACACAGAGUAUCUCUUCCUGUUAUCCGUUUUGACAAAGCCCAUUUCUGGUUUUCGCAUUGCAUUUAAUAUGUUCGACACUGACGGCAAUCAACGCGUUGAAAAGGAUGAAUUCCUGGUGAUUUUGAGAAUUUUGGGUGGUACUUUCAAGCAGUCUAAAGUCGACGAAGAAACGCGUAAGCUUUUGUUAAGUUUACUUUGGACUCAAGAAACUGCGGAUGAAAUAUUUUUCAAAGCUACAAAAAAAGCUGACGAAAGCAACGAUAUGGAAAGCAUUUUUAGUGGUGUCUGGAAGGAUAAACGACGUUCCAAGGACGAUAGCGAUAAAAAGCAAUCGAAAAAUGAACCUGUAAAACGCGCGCAGGACGAUUACAUUGCUGACGAUGAGGGCCUACAGCGCAAACAUCGCAUCGAUACCACACUACAGAUCCAUUUGUUUGGCAAGAAGGGCAAUCAGGACCUCAACUACGAUGGCUUCUACAAAUUCAUGGACAAUCUACAGACAGAGGUGCUCGAAUUGGAGUUCAAUGAGUUUUCCAAAGGCAAUGUGGCGAUCACAGAAAAUGAUUUUGCAAAAAUCUUACUACGUUACACCUAUUUGAAUACGGAGGAAUACGAUGCAUAUUUGGAGCGUCUGAUGGAUCGCGUUAAAGAGGAACGCGGCAUAACGUUCGAUGAGUUUCGUGACUUCUGUCGCUUCCUCAACAAUUUGGAGGACUUUGCAAUCGCUAUGCGCAUGUAUACGCUGGCCGAUCGUGCCAUCUCACAAAGUGAAUUCUCGCGCGCUGUGAAAAUUUGCACUGGCUUCAGCCUUAGUAAACAUUUGAUUGAUACGGUCUUUGCCAUUUUCGAUGACAAUGGUGACGGUAUGCUGUCCUACAGAGAGUUCAUCGCCAUCAUGAAGGAUCGGGUGCAUCGUGGCUUCAAAGUAAGUCAUUGGAAAGUACUUGAGUACGAUCUGGCUAAUGAUGAAUUUAUCGAGGCUGACAAACCGUUGUUUGCGGUGUGGCGUCAACGCGCUUGUCGCCGCUUAGAACAUUUCAAGGACGCCGAGUUAUUCGCUUAAAACUGACUGACUAUUAUUUUUACUAUCAAAAACUUAUUUGAAAGUUUUUAAAAUCAAUUUAAUUGUAAAGAGGCUAGCAGUCCAUUUGAGUUCUCUCUCAUUUCCUGAGUGCCGCGUGUGCCAUAGCAUAGUUUGUUCAAAAUAUUUCCUAACACAUU